This is a messenger RNA of Orbicella faveolata, 1569 nucleotides long. RefSeq lists its product as uncharacterized. The record is from RefSeq and is a predicted model, not a curated record. Lineage: Eukaryota; Metazoa; Cnidaria; Anthozoa; Scleractinia; Merulinidae. Gene Ontology annotation, biological process: signal transduction. Gene Ontology annotation, molecular function: protein binding.
UGGUGUUAGUAUUGGAAGUUUGCUGAUAACAGUGAAGUGUGAUUCACUCCAGAUCCUGGAGAGCUUGUGGGUGGAUUAUUUGUCUGGUCAUCUUGGUGAAGUGGUUCAAAGAUGUUUUGUUACAGAAGAGAUCUUGACAGAAUUGAGCCUUGAAGAGUUGAAGCUUAAAACAACAAUCUCAGAAGAGGAGUAUAAAGCAUGCAAAAUGUUCCUUGGGAAAGAUUCAGCCAAAGAAGCAGAUGAAACAGAUGAUGARGAUGAUUCAACAUUUAAUGAUGAAGCUUCACAGAAGAUCAAAAAAGGCUCUUCCAUAAGAAAGAAACGUAAAUUGCCAUGUUCAAGUUUUGGUAAUCAAGGCAAUUUAAAGAAGGCAAAGCGUAAAUCAAGUCAGCAGACAUCAGAACCAGCCCUUGAAGAAGAUUCUUGCAAAAAUAGAACUGUACUGGCAGAAAGACCUGUGACCCACUUCGCUGACAAAAAGGACAAAAGUGACAAUGAUGUCUUAGCAACAAAUGCAAGUGGAGAUAAAGCUUCACUAUCCUCUUCAGAUUACACAGAAGCAGACAGUGACAGAAAAGGAGAGUUGGCAACAGGACCAAGAGGUUUGUGUUUCUUCAUGUUCAAUACAUGCUGACUUUGUAAUGCAGGUGUGCACUGAUCAUGGUGCAGAAGAGCAACAAAACUGUUUAGGAGAGAGUUUGAUUGACCUUGUUCUGGAAUAAGGGUAUAGUCCAGAUUUUCCAGAUUAGCCAUUCUGACCUUAAAUACCUCAAUAAAACCCCUUAAACAAUAAUUCAAUUUCUGGAAUAAUUUAAUCCUUGGAUGGAUUCUCCUUCAGUGAUGCAUUGAGCUGUUUUCUUCUGUAUAAAGGUUAGCAAAGGCUUAAACCUAGACCAUUUGUGAUUACAUGUAUCAAACUCUAUCAGUGGAUCACAAAAUUAAAAUCAAUAAUGUUUAUUAAUGUAAGUUUAAUUGGUCUGCAUCAGAUUUGCUUGAGGGCUUUCCGAUAUAAAUUUCUUUUGAUUGUCUGUACUGGGGUAACAAUAUGUUUAAAGCUCAGGCACCUGACUACCUCUUUUUCUACUGCACCUGUGUAUAUUUUUCUAGUAUGACAAAGAAAUCAUAUAAAUAUUGAUUUUUUGAUGUGACUGAAAAUACUACUUCCAGUGUUGCAAUCACAGAUAGAGAUUCUCUAAGAUUUUUUUGCCUACUUACUGUUGAUUUAGAAAAUCAAUAACACGACAGCAAGUGGGGUUGUAGCGUGAGCAGUAAUGAACUUUAACAUUUCAACCCUGAUGAAGGUGGACACAAGCCAUCGAAAAUUUAGAACUGAAAAGAAAAUUAACAGAUCGGAAAAAAAAAUCUGAGAGCUUGAAUUUUUGUAACAAUAGCAAAUACAGCAUUUGAAUUCUCCUCAAUUCUCCAGUACGUUUCCUGUCUUAAAAAUUUCAUUAUCACCUUCGGGAAAUGCAUUGUUAGCUUCUAUUGUUCAUAAUCAAGACUUUUUGGAGACUUUCAUGUGACAAUCUUCUCAAUGUAAAUUAUUUCUGCCGUCAGACAUGCUUACCU